This is a messenger RNA of Soboliphyme baturini, 390 nucleotides long. NCBI's taxonomy places the organism in Eukaryota, Metazoa, Nematoda, Enoplea, Dioctophymatida, Soboliphymatidae. The record is from the annotation of a GenBank genome assembly.
AUGGAAGUAUGCGAUUACUGGCUGCAGGACAAAGAGCUGAUUCGUAAACUUUUCGAGGUAUAUGUCCCUCGCUACAGGAGCUACCGUACUGCCUUCACUGAUCUCUAUCAGCUGCCACCGAUUUAUGGCGAAUUUCGACCGGGUCGUUGGCGAACUGCAAGAAACGCGGUUUUGGAAUUAAAAGCGGCCUCUGCCGUCACACAUGACCAGUUGCUGCGUUUGCCGACGUUAGUCCAGCCUCUGAGGAAUUGGCGCUGCGGUUUCAGUCAUGUUGUCGUCUUAGAGAAGUUACUCAGCACGCCUCCCGACACGCACCAAAAGAGAGAUCACCAUCCAAAACGCGGGGACAACUACUCCAGGUUUAACCCUAUCCAUCAUCUUGACGUAUAA